Messenger RNA from Empidonax traillii (willow flycatcher), 935 nucleotides. Its product is annotated as cryptic protein-like. Bases 7 to 606 code for a protein of 199 amino acids. Gene Ontology annotation, cellular component: extracellular region; cell surface. The record is from RefSeq and is a predicted model, not a curated record. Gene Ontology annotation, biological process: anatomical structure development. NCBI's taxonomy places the organism in Eukaryota, Metazoa, Chordata, Aves, Passeriformes, Tyrannidae. Gene Ontology annotation, molecular function: signaling receptor binding. The transcript is spliced from 6 exons.
AGGAAAAUGUACUGUGAAAACCACGUCAGAAUUCUUUUCACUGUGACGCUGGUCUGGCAGGCUGUUCAUCUAGGAAAAGGCCGUGGAAAAGAAGAACGCGAAGAUGAUGUGAAAAGUCUCAACGCCACAGCACCAAAGCAGCAGCCCAAGAAUGAAGGGACCUUUAUAAAUGGACUCAGUGACAUGAAUCAGAGUUAUGAAAGCAGGAAGCAACAGAGCUCCAGGUCUUUGGUGCCUUUCACUGGAAUUACAGAGAGCAAAAAGCUGAGCAGACACUGCUGCCAGAACGGAGGGACCUGCAUCUUAGGGACUUUCUGUGCCUGCCUGAAGCAUUUCACGGGCAGGUACUGCGAACACGAUGAGCGGCAAAGCAACUGCGGCAGCAUCGCCCACGGCGCCUGGGUGCUGAAGGGCUGCUGGCUGUGUCGGUGUGGCUAUGGCACUCUGAACUGUCUCUCUCAAAUAAUGCAAGACAACUGCGAACUGAAAUCAGAAAAGGAGGAAAUUACCAGACUGUAUUCUAAUGGGUUAAGAUUACAGCAAACAGUGUUUGCAGUCGCUUGCCUGCUCACCAUCCUUCUGGAGUUCUGCUGCUGGCAGUUGUGAAACUGGACAAGGGGAAAUAUAUUAGGGUUGAUGUAACCCUCACCACGGGUCACACAUUUUUCUUUUUCUAUGAGAGGACUCUUCUACCUACAAGCUGGAGACAUAUUAAGAUAUAUUAGUUAAUGCUGAAAUGCUCGGAUAUUAUAAAUUCAGAUUAUAUAAAUGUGAAGUAUUUAUUAUUAUAUUAUAUUAUUACUACUGUCAAUGUCUGAUUCUAACCAUUUUCUAUUUCCAAAAUACUGAUCUUCCAGUGGAAGCAAACACCUCCCUCAAUGUAUUGUAACUUAUAGUAAUUUCUUUUGUACACAGUACAAGUAUUUUAACAAAUA